AUGCUCAGGACCCUCGGGCUGGCCCUGCUGGCUCUGCUCAGCACCGUGGGCCCGAGCCAGGCCAGCGGCUUCACAGAGAAAGGCCUGUCCUUGCUGAGCUACCAGCUAUGCAACUACAGUGUGACCCAAAGUGUCCAGAAGGUGGAGGCCGUCCAGGUGUCCCAUGUGACCUACGCCCCCUGCGGCGGGUGGAUCCCGUGGAGACGGUGCCCCAAGACCGUUUACAGGACCCGGUACCUGGCAGUGGACGUCCCCGAGCCCCGGAACGUGACGGACUGCUGCGAGGGCUAUGAGCAGCUGGGCCUCUACUGCGUCCUGCCCCUGAAUCGCUCCAGGGAGUUUGCAUCGAGACCCGGGGUCUGCCCAGCGGUGGGGCCAGAUGCAUCCACCUCACUCUGUGCCUUGGACGCCGACUGCCCUGGACUUCAGAAAUGCUGCCCCUUGCAGGGGGGCCACCGCUGCGUGGCUCCCAUGCCCCAAGCUCCAGAGAGGAAUCUGACGAGCUCCUGGUUCAACGUGACCAUCCUGGUGAAAAUGAACUUCCAGGAACUCCGGCAGGUGGACGCCAGGCUCCUGAACCACAUGAGACUUCUGCACUCCAUGGUCACCAGUGCCCUGCGGCCGAUGGAGGCCACUGUCCACCACCUGCACUCGGCCUGUGGGGACACUUCGACCACUGUGUCGUGGCUGCUGCUGGGCCUGCUGCAGCCAGUGCCUGUGGCCAACGUCUCCGCAAUGCUGGACGGCAUCGUGAAGCGUGUGUACGAAGUGAUCAACAUCCAGGUGCAAGAUGUGAAUGAAUGUUUCUACGAGGAACUCAACGCCUGCUCUGAAAGGGAACUGUGCUUAAACAUGGAUGGCUCAUACCAGUGCAUCUGUAACUCAGAGCCACUGACCUCGUCCCCCCAGGAGCUGAACCUCACAUGUGAAGAUGGCCCUCCCAUCAGAGACCACAUGGUCCUCAACGUCACUAGCAGCAGCUUUCAUGUGUCCUGGAGCUUAAAUUCCACCCAGAACCGCACUUUCCACGUGCAGGUUUACAGGGGUGAGGAGCUGCUCAGGAGUGCCUGGACCCAGGGGACGACUCUGGAGGUGGCUGGGCUGGAGGCUGGGGUGCUGUAUGGGGUGAAGACCAGCUACCAGGCGUGUGGGACCAAUGUCACCACCAUGCUGACCGUCAAAACUGAUGCCCAGGUGUUCCAGGUCACACUGAGAAUCCUGAACCGCACGCUGACUGAGACGCUGCUGAACCGCGAGAGCCGCGAGCAUCGGGAGUUUUCCCGACAACUGCUUCAUGAGGUUGAAAGCUCCUUUCCGCCGGCGCUGUCUGACUUGUACAGAAGAGGGGAGCUGAGGCUGCAGAUCGUGUCCCUUGAGGCCGGAAGUGUGGUCGUGAAGCUCCGGGUGACGGUGCAGGACCCCGAGUUCCCGGUGGGCGUCUCCACGCUGGCCCCCAUGCUCCCGCGGCUGUGGACGAGCACCGUGUUCCAUAUUGACCAGCGGGGGACACACGUGCAAGAUUGGGACGAGUGUGCGGACAGCCUGGAGCACGACUGCUCGCCGGCUGCCCAGUGCAUCAACCUGGAGGGCUCCUACACCUGCCGGUGCCUGACGGCCAGGGACGCCAACCCCUCGCGAGCAGGCCGGGCCUGUGCCGCUCUGCUUCCUGAGAUGCAUUUGNGCGUGGUCGGGCAGGACAGGAACAGCACAGGGCAAGGCAUGGAGAAGGAAGUGCCCAGUGAGGCCUCCAGCCUGGGGACAAGCCAAUGGAUGGCCACCAUGGCUCCCAGGCCAACCCACAGCUCCCUUUCUGGGGCCACGGGGGGCCUGCUGGACCCCCCUGGGUUGUUGCCAAGAAACUCCACUACAGAGGUGCCCACCUGGCCCACCCCUGCUGAGGGCCCAAUGGGCCAGGUCGUGUGGCACGCCAGCCUCCCCACGUGGGACACACCACCAGCACCUCUGGACCCCACACAGCCACAGAACACAGACCCUGGACCCUCCGGUCCCCCAGACCUGUCAUCGGCCCCAUUCCCCGCAUCUCUGGAGACCCCGGCCUGUGUUCCCACCCCCAUCGGAAGGGUCACCAUCUCCAAUGUGACCAGCACUGGCUUUCACGUGGCGUGGGCGGCAGAUCUCGCCCUGCACCCCACAUUCCAGCUCACCCUGAUGUCCGUGCGGAGCCCCACCAAGCACCUGGAGACCCGGAACGCGAGCCUGACGCUGUGGGGCCUGGAGCCUGGCGUCUUGCACCUGGUCGAGAUAGUGUCCAAAGCAUGUGGGCAGGAAAGUGCCAGGGCACACCUGAAAGUGAGGACAGAGAGCUCCGGACUCCGCCUGCUCACCCACGUCCUGGCGGGUUUGCGGCAGGACGAUGCACGCGCUGUGCGGGAUUCCUUGCCCGCGACGAUGCAGCAGCACCUGGAUGCGGGUGGGGUGCAGGUGGAAGUGACCCGCAUCGCCAACGGCAGCGUUGUGGUCGAGUUCAAUUUGCUGAUCGUCUCGGACUUGGAUGUCCAGGAGGUGUCCGCCGCGUUCCUUGCCGCCUUUCAGAACGCCUCUCUGCUGGAGGUGGUUGGGGGAGACACCUUCAUAUGGGGUGACACUUCUGACAACACAACCCAGGCCUCCGGGUCCUCUCUGGCCCCUGGCCCAGAGCAGCCCCCCACACCAGCGGAAACUAGGGCUGCCUCCAUGCUAGGUGCCAGCCCGGCCCUCCAGGGGCUGCCCCAGCGGCUGAACCUGACCGGCGCGGUCAGGGUGUUGUGCGAGAUCGAGAAGGUAGCCAUCGCCAUCCAGAGGCGCUUCCUGCAGCAGGAGUCCAUCCCUGAGUCCUCCCUGUACCUGGGACACCCGUCCUGCAAUGUGAGCGACAGCAAUAGCACACACGUGUUCCUGGUGGCCGGAUGGAGCGAGUGUGGGACCCUCGUGCAAAGCGUAAGUUCUGGGAGCAGGGAGUGUCCAUGCUGUCCAGACCUCAAUGUGGGGGUUUACACCAUCAUUGAGGACCUCCACGGCGCUGGAAGCUUCGUUACGGAAAUGCACUUGUUUAUUGGAGACUCUCCCAUACCACGAAAUUAUAGUGUGUCUGCCAGCGACGAUGUCAAGAUCGAAGUGGGGCUCUAUAAACAGAAAAGCAACCUCAAGGUGGUCCUGACCGAGUGCUGGGCUACACCGUCCAGCAACGCCCGGGACCCCGUCAUGUUUGGCUUCAUUAACAACAGCUGCCCCAUCCCCAACACGCACACGAAUGUGAUCGAGAACGGGGACUCCAACAAGGCCCAGUUUAAGCUGAAAAUCUUUUCCUUCAUCAACAACUCCAUAGUCUACCUACACUGCAAACUCCGCAUCUGCAUGGAAUCCCCUGGAACCACGUGCAAAAUCGAUUGCAAUGACUUUCGGUCGCUGAGAAGCGGUGAGCCAUCUGCAACACACCAGACAUCCUGGGGACCCCUCAUUCGGUCUGACGGUGAGUUUCCAGGUGCGAAGCCAGGCCUGGCACCCGGCUACAUUGUCCUCAUCGUGGUGGCCAUCUUUGCCUUGGUGACAGGGGCAGCCGCCCUUCUCAUCAUGCGCUACCAGAGGAUGACCGGGAAGUACAACUUCAAAACCCAGUCAGACGACUUCAGCUACCAGGUGUUCCAUGACUAGAAGGCCCCGGCCGCCCUGAAGGCAGGUAGCUGUGAAUUGAACUCGGUUCUUAAUUCAUCAAGCAUUGAUGGAAACCUACUCUGUCUCACAUCUAAAGCUUCCAUCAGCCCCCAAGAUGAUGAAAACACAAACUUCACCUGCUCCCAGGAGGCCUGUCGACUGUGUAGGUUCCAGACAAGCAGGCAAGUGCGAGGAACCAUUGGAGAAGUGUGCAGGGUGUUGGAGAUGCUUGGGACUCCAGACACAAGAACCUUCAAACCAGGCGUGAACGCAGCUCUGCCAUCAUCCAAAUAUCCCCCAUGACCCCAGAGUUCCCUUUACCAUCCAUAUUGGUCCAAGUGGCCCUUCCUGGUUUUGCUCACAACUGACAUCCAUCCAUCCAUCAUCUAUUCAUCCAUCCCUCCCUCCCUCCAUCCAUCCAUCAUCUACCCACCCAU
Messenger RNA from Hipposideros armiger (great roundleaf bat), 4088 nucleotides. It is a transcript of the gene UMODL1, whose product is annotated as uromodulin like 1. The coding region runs from base 1 to 3651 and encodes 1216 amino acids. NCBI's taxonomy places the organism in Eukaryota, Metazoa, Chordata, Mammalia, Chiroptera, Hipposideridae. The record is from RefSeq and is a predicted model, not a curated record. Gene Ontology annotation, cellular component: extracellular region. The transcript is spliced from 20 exons. Gene Ontology annotation, molecular function: calcium ion binding; protein binding; peptidase inhibitor activity.